Messenger RNA from Mercurialis annua (annual mercury), 528 nucleotides. RefSeq lists its product as uncharacterized. The coding region runs from base 1 to 528 and encodes 175 amino acids. NCBI's taxonomy places the organism in Eukaryota, Viridiplantae, Streptophyta, Magnoliopsida, Malpighiales, Euphorbiaceae. The record is from RefSeq and is a predicted model, not a curated record. The transcript is spliced from 4 exons.
AUGGGGACAACUAUCCCAGAUUCUUUACAUAUUGGACUACUGAUGCAUAUCAAGCAACGGGAUGCUACAAUUUACUAUAUAUGCUCAGGAUUUGUCCAAACUAACAGUAAAAUUGCAAUUGGAGCUGCCAUCUCUCCAACUUCUGCUUAUGCUGGUGGUCAAUUUGAUAUCAGCUUAUUGGUCUGGAAGGAUCCAAAGCAUGGAAAUUGGUGGCUAGAAUUUGGAAAUGGGAUAUUAGUAGGUUAUUGGCCAUCAUUUUUGUUCACUCACUUAAGGGAUCAUGCAAGUAUGGUCCAAUUUGGUGGAGAAACUGUAAAUUCAAGGGCUUCAGGAUUCCACACUUCUACUCAAAUGGGCAGUGGUCAUUUUGCCAGAGAAGGCUUUGGAAAAGCUUCAUAUUUCAGAAAUUUACAAGUUGUUGAUUGGGAUAAUAAUUUAAUCCCCUUAUCUAAUUUAAGGGUAUUGGCUGAUCAUCCUAAUUGCUAUGAUAUUCAAGGAGGAAUUAAUCGAGUUUGGGUGCCUCCUUAG